This is a messenger RNA of Cololabis saira (Pacific saury), 2412 nucleotides long. Its product is annotated as sialoadhesin-like. The transcript has 11 exons. NCBI's taxonomy places the organism in Eukaryota, Metazoa, Chordata, Actinopteri, Beloniformes, Belonidae. The record is from RefSeq and is a predicted model, not a curated record. The coding region runs from base 1 to 2043 and encodes 680 amino acids.
AUGGCAGCGGUAGGCCCAGAAAGGAAGGGCUUCAACUCCCACCUCUGGCAGAGAUACCACCACAUCUCAAGGGAGGUGGGGGACAUUGAGUCUGUACGGCCGUUGGGCCGAGCUUUCGUUGUUGAGGUCGUUGUGGUACGGAGUCAGGAGGGCUGGGGAGUGACUUACACCUCUACUGAGAUCUGCACUUUGAAAGGAUCAACAGUGAAAAUACACUGCACCUACACAUACCCCCCCAGAAUCCAUGGAAAUGUCACAGUGCUGGAAACAGCUUCAUGGUUUACUGAAGGUAAAGAUCAAGCCCCCGUGGAUCUGAUGACACAAACAGAGUAUGCUGAUCGUGUACAGUAUCAAUGUGGAGAAAAGGAAUGCACCCUGGUGAUUGAAGACCUGAGAGAGAGAGACUCAGCUGAGUACAAGUUCAGGUUCACGACCAACCAACCAGGUGGAAGUUAUACAGGCACACCUGGAGUCGUCCUGUUUGUCAAAGUUCCCCAUGUUGAGGUAACGAAACCAUAUCCAACAUUGUGGCCUUCAUGGGCAAAACUGAAGUGUCGAAGCACAUGUCACGUUACUGCUGGUGAUUCUAUAAUGUGGUUCAAGAAUGGACAGAGAACUCACGCAGGAAACUCUUUUGUGGAAGUCUACUUUGGUAAUGAAGACAGCGUUUCCUGUGCUGUACGCCAACACCAGAGGGUCCCUUCUCCUUCAGUCUGUGUCCUUCGUCCCACCUGUAACAAAGUGACUUACACUGACAGAAGCAUCUGUGCCCCCAAAGGCUCAUCGGUGGAUAUUUCUUGCACAUACAGUCCUGGAAAUGGUGUUGUAUCAAAGAGUUGGUUCAACCCUCACAACAAUAACCACUUACGUCGCGAUAAAGACCGUGUUCAGCUCCAUGAAACAGGAGCAGGAAGGUCAACUCUGAGAAUACGGGACCUUAGAGACACUGAUUCAGCUGAAUAUCGCUUCAAAUUCAAAACAGGGGAUUUUGAAUGGGGCAACGAUUUACCUGGAACGACUCUGACUGUCACAACUCUGCAGGUGCAGGUGAACAGAAUAAUAGCAGUCCACGAGUCUUACACUGAUGUGGAGCUGAAGUGUCACAGCAGCUGCAAACCAGCUGCUCAUCGUUCCUACAUCUGGUUUAGGAACGGACAGAAGGACACGAUCCAGCAAACUUCUAAAUACAGAGACAAAUUUCAUCUUGAAGACAACGUCUCCUGUGCUUUCAAAGGAUAUGAGGACCAGUCUCCUUUAGUAUAUCCUUUAAAGCUGCCCUCUAUAUUCGCCAGUCCCUCUGGUGAGAUCGUAGAGGGCAUGUCAGUGAAUCUGACCUGCUUCACCUAUGCUAACCCAGCAGCUAAGAAUACUCUGUACAAGGGGAACCAAACGCUGCCUCUGGGAUCAGCAGGUAUUUAUCACUUCUCCUCCAUCAGCUCUGAGGAUAGAGGGAUCUACUCUUGCAAGUCUGAGGAUCAACACUCUGUAUCUUUGGUCCUUGAUGUCCAGUAUGCUCCAAAGCUCCCGUCUGUGUCAGUGAAUUCCUCUGGUGGGAUAUCAGAGGGAACCUCAGUGACGCUGAGCUGCAGCAGUGAUGCUAACCCAGCAGCUAAUUACACCUGGUACAAGGAGGAUGAAGACUCCACAAAAGCUUCAGGAAACAACUUCACUAUCAGUGACUUCAGAUCUGAACUCGGUGGAAAUUAUUACUGUGAAGCCCAGAACAGCAGAGGACGACGUAGAUCCAGAUUUCAUCCGAUUGAAGUAGAAGUUAGACAUUUUUCAGGUUCAAGGAAGUUUCCAGUUAAUUUAGUGAUGAAAGUCGUUUUUCUGGUUGUCUUCAUCCUCUCAUCCUUAGUGUGGAUUAGAAAGAAGUCCUUGACAAGACAGCGUUGGACUGAAGACAAACCAGACAGCAGUUUGGAGAUGGAUGAAAUUCAGAACACUCUACAAGCCAUAACUGCAACAGAAAACCCCUAUUCAACUAUCCCAGCUUCAGGCCAGCGCCAUGAGCAGUGUGCAGUAAACUCAGCCUUCUUUUGAUUAACAGUUAAUAUUGUCAAGAUGAAAGGAGACAUGUGUUCCUGCUCUGGGUGAAGGCGGACACUUAUGUCUCCCGCUCCCUCCCCAUCUGCCCUGCUGCUCUGUCUUGUGCUGUCUUGUCCCUCUAUUGGAGCCUCUCCUUGCAUAUCCUCCCAACAUUUCUAAAAUCAUGUAUCUGGUCAGUCGGCCUCUCAACGCAAUUGACCAAUUUUUCUGGACGAGGAGACAGGGCCGAGGGGGAGGCCUGUUGACCCGAUGGGACGUUUACUGCCGGAUACACGAUGGACUCCUGGAAGUAGAGGGUCGUGUGUCUGUCCAAACUGUCGCUCGAGGAUGUUGACAAUGUCUGCAUAAUUGGAUUUCUGAUAA